AUGACAUUGGCAGAGGACGCAUAUCGCCCUGGUGAGUUGGUCAACCCAUUUGUACAAUCCCAGUUAGUGGACAUCUUUAUGGACGGUUUAGUCGAAGAUCAUGUCGCUAAGAAAUUAAUUCGCAACAAGCCCAAUACCUUCGACGAGGCUAUGCGCAUUGCCGCUUUUGAGCAACAAGUUACAAGAACUUUUGAAAUACACAGAUCAGGGGACGAAACCCCUAUGGAAGUGGAUUCAGUCACCCAGGCUACUGAUCCUAUGCGACACUUAUCUAACAAGUUGGAUGAAAUAUUAAUGUUAACCAAAUCUUCAACUUCUGACCAUUCGUCCAAUCAGGCACGCCCUCGUUCUUCAAAUUUUGAGUAUUCAACCAAUCAGUAUAAUCCACAUCAGCAUAACUCACAAGACAAUCGCCAUUUCCAGCCCAAGGGACAUUCUCGUCAUUUUUCGACUCAAGGUUCCAGCCAAUCAUAUUCAUCCUCAAGGCCUUUAGAUCGGCCCAGAUAUCAGUACACACCAGAUGGCAGACCGAUUUGUUUUUCUUGUAACACCCCAGGUCACACUAGACGUCAUUGUCGCCGGACGUUCGGUAUCAUCUUAGAUUUUAAUUCGCAUACAUUACGAUUUGGAUCUGAAAUUAUUCCAUUGUAUUCAAAGACACCUCAUGGUCCUUUUACCAAAGUUCAAUUCACACAUGCUCGUACCUCUAAUCAUAUUUCUCCGUGUUCAGUUAACGUGGUGGAGAUUAAAAUUCCUCCUCACGUGAAAAACAAAUGUGUUCUCAUUUCACCUUUAGAUAAUUGUAAAUUUUUUCAUGACCAACCAGGACUACUUAUGACAAGUAGUAUUCAUCAGCCUACAUCAACUAGUAUUUAUGUUAACGUUAUUAAUGAAACAGGUUCUUCAUUUCGGAUUAAACAUAGAGAGGUGUUAGCAGUGGCUGAAGUUAUAUCGCCCGAAGCAACACAUACCGAUCAAACUUUUCAAUUGUGUUCUGUUCAACACACACCCGCAAACAAUGCAUUUUCUUCAGUGUUUGAUUUCAAAUCAUUGGACCAUAGAGAACCCGGUCAGCGGUAUCGACUUAUUGCAUUGUUGAAACAACAUGGCAAUAUCUUCGCAGUUGAUGAUCUGUCCUUAGGCAAAACAGAUGUUGUUAAAGCCACCUUAGAUACAGGCGCUAAUCCUCCAGUUCGCUUAAAGCCUUAUAAGCCUGUCUCAAAAAAGUUUGGUAGAUUCUCAAAUUAA
Lottia gigantea (owl limpet) is the source of this 1248-nucleotide messenger RNA. RefSeq lists its product as hypothetical. The coding region runs from base 1 to 1248 and encodes 415 amino acids. The transcript is spliced from 2 exons. Gene Ontology annotation, molecular function: nucleic acid binding; zinc ion binding. The record is from RefSeq and is a predicted model, not a curated record. NCBI's taxonomy places the organism in Eukaryota, Metazoa, Mollusca, Gastropoda, Lottiidae.